This is a messenger RNA of Colius striatus (speckled mousebird), 3132 nucleotides long. RefSeq names its product hepatocyte nuclear factor 4-beta. Lineage: Eukaryota; Metazoa; Chordata; Aves; Coliiformes; Coliidae. The coding region runs from base 1 to 1407 and encodes 468 amino acids. The transcript has 10 exons. The record is from RefSeq and is a predicted model, not a curated record. Gene Ontology annotation, molecular function: nuclear receptor activity; RNA polymerase II cis-regulatory region sequence-specific DNA binding; zinc ion binding. Gene Ontology annotation, biological process: positive regulation of transcription by RNA polymerase II; cell differentiation; anatomical structure development.
AUGAAGCUUUGUCAGUCCAUCAUGGACAUGGAUAUGCCAGAUUAUGUCGACUCCUUGGACUCCUCUUAUACCAUGCUGGAAUUCGACAACCUUCGGGUGCUCCCCAAUAACACUGAGGGGUCUAAUGGUCCCAGCUCUCUGCCCACAGAGGCCAUCGCUGUUGAAUCAGCAAACACCAACCUGCUCAGCAACGGCAUCAGCUCCCUCUGCUCCAUCUGUGGGGACAGGGCCACCGGCAAACACUACGGGGCAUCCAGCUGUGACGGCUGCAAAGGCUUCUUCAGGAGGAGUGUCCGUAAGAACCACGUCUAUUCCUGCAGGUUCAGCCGACAGUGUGUGAUAGACAAAGACAAGAGGAACCAGUGCAGGUACUGCAGGCUGAAGAAGUGCUUCAGAGCUGGCAUGAAGAAAGAAGCUGUGCAGAACGAACGUGACAGGAUCAGCAUUCGCAGGAGCAGCUACGAGGACAACGGCUCGCUCUCCAUCAACGUGCUGACUCAGGCUGAGGCCAUGGCACAGCAGUACUCAUCACUCAGUCCAGUGCACAGUGCAGACAUUGCCAUGAAAAAGGUUGCAACCAUCAACGAUGUGUGUGAAUCCAUGAAACAGCAGCUUCUGGUGCUGGUUGAAUGGGCAAAAUACAUCCCAGCGUUUUGUGAGCUCCCACUUGAUGACCAGGUUGCCUUGCUCAGAGCCCAUGCAGGGGAACACCUGCUCCUCGGGGUAGCCAAGAGAUCCAUACCAUACACCGAUUUCCUUCUAUUAGGGAAUGACUUCAUCAUCCCAAUGCACUGCCCAGAACUGGAAAUCGCUCGUGUGGCCACCAGAAUCUUGGAUGAGCUGGUGAAGCCCUUGAGGGACAUCCAGAUUGAUGACAAUGAGUAUGCUUGCCUUAAAGCCAUCAUCUUCUUUGAUCCAGACUGCAAAGGCCUGAGUGAGCCCGGGAAGGUGAAGAACAUGCGCUUCCAGGUCCAGGUCAACCUCGAGGACUACAUCAACGAUCGCCAGUACGACUCCCGAGGCCGCUUCAGCGACAUCCUCCUCCUGCUGCCCCCGCUGCAGAGCAUCACCUGGCAGAUGAUAGAGCAAGUCCAGUUCAUCAAGCUCUUUGGUGUGGCCAGAAUUGACAGCUUGCUGCAGGAGAUGCUGCUGGGAGGAAGCACUAUUGAUCUGCAAUACCAGUCAGGACCUCCCAACCUCAACAUGGAACCACUGCCAGGACAUGUCCUCCCGAGCACCAUGAGCUCUGUGAUUCACCCUGCUCCAGACCCAUCUCCUGAAACAUCCCUUCCAUCUCCUUCUACAAGCACAGGCAGUGAAGACUAUAAACUAGGCUCUAGUGCAGGACCCAACGCCGUAGCACAUCUCUUGCCUCAGACAGUGAUACCAAAGCAGGAGAUUUUAUAGGGAGAGGUGGCAGGAGAAGCUGGGAGCAAUGUGAAAACCGUGCUGAAAGUGAAAACAGGCCCUUUCUCUUUGCAGAGGCAAAGCACAGCAAUCCCCUGCCUGUAGCUGGAUCUAUCAGCCACACUCUUUCCCGUCCGUGAGUCAAGCACCAGGUACCAGACUGCAGCAGGAGCCUCACCACGUGUCUUCCCACCACCAUCACCCUCAUUUCACAGCUGCUUGGGGCUAAUGCCCUAAGCAGGAGGACUGAGACUGUAAGCUCUUCGAAGCAGGGCUUCUGAUUGCACAUGUUAUCCCCCAGCUGGGUGUGAUCACAACACUCUGGCUGCUGUCUUUGUACAACCAAAGGCCUUGACACAGCUCCUGGUAAUCCUUAAUAACUACAGCAUGUAUUCAAUUGGCAGUAGGAAAAGGUCUAUUCCCACCAAACAUUUUAUUACACUCCCAUUUCUCCUGCUGCACGUUGAGCUUCAGGAUGGAUGUCCUCAUAACUCUUGGCAGCUCAAUGCCUUCUUAUUUCACACAGAUGUGUCUUGUUCCACAUAGAGCAGUUAACAUAAAGCUGGUCAGUUAUUAUUUGUGACCACAAGUGCCAACAUUUAGCUCUUUUCCAUAAUUUCCAGUAUAUCUAGAGUCCAGUUACAAGGCAGCUGAUGCAUCCUCUCCUUUGUGUGCACAUCUAACACAGCUCCAAGGUGGCAGUGAGGAUCUCCACAUCAGACCAUGGCUGCUGGGUCUGGUAAAACCCACAACUGGCAGGAACAAGAAGUUGUUGAUUCCUCAAAUCUGUUUUUACCUUCUGAAAACAUAUCUGGAACAAGCAACAGUUGUUAAAAAAAAACAGGCCAAGGCCAAAACCCCCCUUUUGCCAGUAGAGAAAAGACUUUGCUGCAGUUUUAUAUAGCUUUGUCAUGUUUGCAGCCUAAACUUCAGAGCUCUAAAUAUACAAAAAAAGGAAGAGGCAAGUCUCCUGUGAGGCAUGGAUUUUAGAACAGUGUAUUUAAACCAGAAAGUGCUUUUGUACUUAAUGUAAAACUUAAUCAGAAGGUGCCCAACGAUUCACUGUGGUACCUCUAUGUAAAGGGAUUCCAGUAGGUGACUGACUACAGAGCCUCCAGCGUCCCCAAAGCAUGGUUGCCAUGGUACAGUGUUGGUUCUGGAUAAACUGAACCUCAUCAGAGUGCUUGGACUUGCACCAAACUUCUGUCCAUCUGCAUACAAGUCCAGGGUCUUCCAUCAGCCAGGGCCUGAGGGAAGAGCUCCUGAUCCUGCCACAGCCCCUGUGCACCUGCACUGAUGGCAGAAGGCAGGUGACGUGGCCCAGCUCUGGCUUUGGGAAGCUUCUGUGAGCUCCUUGGCUGGAGGACAGCCCGAACUGCAAUUGUAUCCACCAACAAAGAAGUUGAGAAGAGCAUCGAGCCUGCCUCAAAUGGGGAAUACUUUGAGCUCAGGCUGCCUUUCUUUUGGUGGCGAGAUAUUUUAGAGUUGCCACUCUGCAGGACGAGAGAGAGACCUGAAAACCGUCGCAGCCUGGGUUGAAUUUCACCUAGGAUCACAAUGGUUUCUUUUUCUACUGUCUCUGAUGAAUUUGAUCUGACAUUAUAUGCUGAUAACUUUGAUUUGAGAGAGCUAUAUCUGGAAACCAGGUUCCACUGCAAGCAUUCCUGCUUGAGAUGCAGCUGUACUUGCCCAACAUUGCUUCCAGUUCCUCCAUGGUGUAGAAUA